Messenger RNA from Piliocolobus tephrosceles (Ugandan red Colobus), 410 nucleotides. RefSeq names its product collagen alpha-1(XXVII) chain-like. The transcript is spliced from 6 exons. The record is from RefSeq and is a predicted model, not a curated record. The annotation marks the transcript as partial. NCBI's taxonomy places the organism in Eukaryota, Metazoa, Chordata, Mammalia, Primates, Cercopithecidae.
GGUUAGUUAGCAACGGUCUCUGAAUGAGUGGCUCCAUAUUUUUGGGCCCUUACUCUGUGCCAAGCCCUAUGCCCAGCAUCCUCCAGGCACCACCUCGUGUAAUUCUCAGAACAACUCCCGAGGGAUUUAUGGGAUUCAUUGGUCUGGUUGGGGAGCCAGGAAUCAUGGGAGAAAAGGGUGAUCGUGGCAUGAUGGGACCCCCAGGCGUGCCUGGACCCAAGGGGUCGAUGGGUCAUCCUGGAAUGCCAGGUGGUAUGGGGACCCCUGGAGAACCUGGACCCCAGGGUCCUCCAGGAUCUCGAGGCCCACCAGGCAUGAGGGGAGCAAAGGGACGUCGGCCCAGCUCUGGGAUCCGUGACCUUUGCAGCACGAGGCAAGGUUCCAGGCUCACCCUGGACCUGGCUCUGCGG